This is a messenger RNA of Caenorhabditis elegans, 1035 nucleotides long. It is a transcript of the gene str-44, whose product is annotated as Seven TM Receptor. The transcript has 4 exons. Lineage: Eukaryota; Metazoa; Nematoda; Chromadorea; Rhabditida; Rhabditidae. The record is from RefSeq and is marked reviewed. Bases 1 to 1035 code for a protein of 344 amino acids.
AUGCAUAUUUCUCAUGAAUUUUCAUACACUUUCACUCAAAUCGGAUUUGUUUCUACGUUGAUAUUCAACUUAUUGUUUCUAUAUCUCACUGCUUUUCAUAUUAAGAAAAUCACUGGAACAUACAAACUUAUGGUCCUUAUUUUCACUUUUAUUGGAAUUGUUUUUUCUGCUUGGGAGCUAGUUGCUAGACCAUUUGCUCACAAUUACAAUAAAGCGUUGAUAUAUUUUAGUCUAAAUUCAUGGCUACAGGAGUAUCCAGAGUUUCUCCAAUUUGCUAUAAUACUCUUUGCAAGCUUUUAUUUGGUUAUUUUGGCAAUUAUUGCUGUUCAAUUUGCUUUUCGGUACUUCACUCUCUGUAAACCACAUCUUUCCAAAAAGUUUGGUGGAUACGGAGUUAUAGUUUGGUUGCUCUAUUCACUCAUUUCUGGGUUUAUAUAUGGAGGUGCAUUAGGCUAUUUCGGAUAUCCUGAUAUCUAUUCAGAUGAUUACAUGAGUGACGUAGUUGAAGAAUGGUACAACCGCACAAUAACCAGCUUCCCGCGUUUUCUUAUAAUUCCUUACGCAGCAGAUGGUUCUGUGAGAUGGCAGAAUAUUGAUUUUUUGAUCGUUGGAGUUUUUAUUUUGGAAUUACAAUAUGCCAUAAUUAUUUAUUGUGGUGUUCGAAUGCAUACAAUUCUUCAAAAAGAACUUCAACAACAAUCAAUUGUCAACCAAAAACUUCAAAAACAAUUCUUCAGAGCUCUUGUAGUACAAACCGUUGUUCCAACAUUCUUGUUCGUGCUUCCAAUAGCUCCAUUUUUAAUUGGUCCGUUACUUGAACCAAUUAUUGAAAUCGGAAUGAACUUUCCAACUGGAUGGAUGUAUGUUAUAUUGACUAUCUAUUCACCUAUUGAUACAAUCGCAUUUAUGAUGAUUGUUCAAGAAUACAAAAAAGCUUUGAGAGAAGUUUUUCAUCCAAUUCUUCCUAAGAGAGUCAAGGUAAUGAGCGAACUUACUAUGCCAACAGGCCCAACGUCCACUUCCCGAGCAAUUUAA